UUCUGCAGCUGCUGCUGGCUAGUGUUUGCACGUCAGUCGUCAGACACGCCUCGCGUUGCGACGAAAGACUUUUUCGCAUAAGGUGCUUUGCCAGCACAUUUUGCGGAUGGUCAGUCAUUUGAGCAAGCAGAUUUAGCGGAUUCAUGCCCAAAUGUCGCUCGUUUAGCGGAUCAAUGGAAGGCCAUCCCGCUUCUUGCUGUGUCGACGGCUCGUCGUGUAAGGUUUAUUGUUCGCAUCCUAGCUCUUCGGUACAAAUGAUCCUCAACUAGAUUCGAAUCCUUGCCGUGAAUCUCGUCAGCAGGAGCAGGGAUUGCGAGGCGAAGGCCGUGAAUGCAGAGGCGUAACGCUGAUGCCUACCCUUCUGGCCUGGUUGUAGGGCCAUUCCUAUGUCCUCGCAUCAUCAAUGCCGUUCAUCCAACGUUACCCGUCGCCAUGGUCGCCGACAUUCCGGCAGUCUCGGGUCCGCGUGGAAACUGCUGUUCGCGUUCAUCUUUCCCUGCUGGUCGUCGUCGUAGCGCUCAUCCUCGCCACUCUCCCAUCGGCCGCUAUUCGUCUCCCCGCGACUCAUCUGUCAGCAAGGCGGGGCGUGCAUCCCAGCAGAGGGAUGAACGUUAACGCAGCCAGCGACGAAGACGACGACAAUCACUCGGCCAGUGACGACGACAGCAACGUCGCGGAGCAGCAGAUAGAGCACGUUCUUCCGGAAUCCGUCAGCGGCGCGAGCGACGAGUCGCACGAGGACUACACAGAGCAUGUCGAGGAGCUGGAGCACAUAGAGAACGCCACGCUGGCGAACUACACCAGCAUCGACGCCGGCCACGGGGACGACGAGUCAGAGGACGGACACGGGGACGACGGGUCGGAGGACGGACACGGGGACGACGGGUCGGAGGACGGGGAAGGCGGAAAGCCUUCGCCUCCGCCUCCGGUGGUGUGCGCGGGGGCGUGUCCGCACCGGGAGUGGGAGGCGCUGAGUCCGAGCGCGAGCGAGGGGAAGUGCGAUUGCGUGCACCCCGCGGAGCUGGCCGUGCGGCUGUCCAACGCCACCGCCGUGGAAAUGCACUUCGCGUCCUUCGUCCACGACCUGUCGGAGCAGCUGCAUCUGCCGGAAUCCUCCAUCCUGCGCAACUCGCUCACGCGCGCCGACCACACGGCAGCCAUCGUCACGCUGCUCCUGCUGCCGCGCUUCCAGCCUGUCUUCCCCCGCGCCUUCCUUUCCCAGGUGGACUCGCGCCUCAGGCACCACCACGUGCACCUCGACCCGCGCCUGUACGGCCAGUACUCCCUCGUGAGCGUCAAGCAGCUGCUGCCACCCCCGUCACCUUCCCCUCUCCCAGGCCCAUCCCCUCCACCCGCUCCUUCUCCACCAGCCCCUGGCAACAGCAACAGCAGCAGUAGCAGCAACAGCAGUGAUAGUGCUGCCAACUCCAAUGGCGGUAGCAGCAGCAACAACAGUACCACUGGCACUGGAAGUGGUAGUGGUAACACCACUGGCACCAACAGCAGCAGCAGCAGCAGCAACAGCAGCAGCAGCAACAGCAGCAGCAGCAGUAGCAACAGCAGCAGCAGCAGUCCUAGCAGCAGUCCUGAGAGCAGCCCUCGCCCAGAGGGUGUAGCCAAUUACAUUGGCUCCAGUAGCAGCAGCCUUGGUUCGGGCACAGGGGUGGGGGGGAAGGGAGCGGAGGCAGAGGGGAGUGACGUGGGGGAGGGGAGGGGCGGGCAGCAGGGGAUGAGUGUCAACAUGCUGCUGCUCGCCGUGGGGGGCGCGGUGGUGCUGACAGCAGUGGCGGUGGGGGCCAUGGUCUACUGCGCAUGCGUUCCGCGACGCACCAUGGAUGACGUCAUGCCAUCUGCGACAGAGGUCCUGAUCAAGGCCGAGGGCUCUGCCAGCGGCCUCCAACAGCAACCACACUUCCCUCACGGGGACGGGGAUGGGGAUGGCCCAUCCCCGUGCUGUCUUGGAGGAAGCGCGGCUGGUUUGAUAGCAGGGGGUGGGGCAGGUGGAGCAGGUGGGGCAGGUGGGGCGUACAGGAGGAUGGAUGAGAGCAAGGAGUGGGGAGCAGGCAGGGAGAGGGACAGAAGUGACGAGCUCAGUGGAGUGGGCCCACUGGGGUGUUACAAUACCGGUGCUGCUGCUGCUGGAUCCGCUGCUGCUCUUGCUGCUGCGGUGUCGGUGGCUGCAUGGCCAGCAGCGGGGUUGGACCACAGGGCAGGCAGUAAGGGCCACAGCGAUGGAAAGUCUGGGGCAGCAAGUAGGGGUGGAGGAUUCGCUGGGCUCUCCGGUGUGAGGGAGUUCUCACUGCAUCAAAUGGCGCUUGCAACCAACGAUUUCCACGAGUCGUCUCUGCUGGGCGAGGGCGGCUUCGGUCGAGUGUACCGAGGCACCAUCUCCCUGCCUGCACACUCCCCCUCCUCCUCCCCCCCUGCUGCUCCUAUCGAGGUAGCAAUAAAGAGGAUGGACCGGGGUGGCCGCCAGGGCAACAGGGAGUUCCUGGUGGAGGUGGAGCUCUUGUCCCGCCUGCACCACCGGCACUUAGUUAAGCUCCUGGGGUACUGUGCGGAGCGGGGCGAGCAGAUGCUGUGCUAUGAGCUCUUGGGCAACGGCAGCCUGCACUCCUGGCUGCACGGGCCGCACUCCCUCGACUCCUUCCUCGAUUGGCCCGCGCGCCUCUCAAUUGCAGUGGGGGCGGCGCGAGGCCUGGCAUAUCUACAUGAUGGAUCUCAGCCGUCGGUGAUUCACCGCGAUCUGAAGCCGUCGAACAUCCUGCUGGACGGCAGCAUGAGCCCCAAGCUGGCGGACUUUGGGCUGGCCAAGGCAGCACCGGAGGGAGCAGAUGAGCACGUGUCCACCCGAGUCAUGGGCACCUUUGGGUACGUGGCGCCGGAGUACGCGAUGACGGGGCACCUGAUGGUGGCGAGCGACGUGUACAGCUUCGGGGUGGUGCUUCUGCAGCUGCUGUCGGGCCGCCGGGCCGUCGACAGCACCAGGGCCCCGGGGCAGGAGAGCCUCGUCGUGUGGGCGCGUCCUCUGCUCGCCAAGCCAUCCCGCCACCGCCACCUGCUGGACCCGCGUCUGCUCGCCUGCCCCUCGCCCCCCCCACCCUCCGCCCUGCACGCGGUGGCAGCGGUGGCCCACGCCUGCGUCAAGAGCGACCCCGCCGACCGCCCACCCAUGGGCACUGUGGUGGAGCUGCUGCGACGGGCGCAACAGACGAGCGACGCCGACCAGCAGCAGCAUCCAUUUGGAUCCCUGACCUCUUUCGAUGCGCAGUGCAUGCCCCCACCCCAUGAGCAGCAGCAGGGCCGGCCGUUGAUGCAUCAUGACUUAAAGCCCGGUUCCUCCCUAACUUCCCUCGGUCCUCAGUGUGAUCCCAACGCACCCGCCCUGCCUGCAGUGACGACCACCCCUCCUGGCAGCACCAGCACCCCGCCCUGCUCCUUCCCAGGGUCGUCUCUCAUGGAUAGUUCACACGGCACUCGCAGCCGCAGCAGCAGAAACAGCAGAAGCGAUCAGUCUGGUGCCAACAGUAGGAGCAGCAACAGCAACCCCUCUGCAGACAGGAGUAGGAGCAGCAGAAACAACAGAGACAGCAGAAUUGGUGGAUGCCCCCUCCCCCCUGUGGGCUCUCAGUUUCCUCCCCAAGCUCGUUGUGACUUGGGGAGAAGAAAGCAGAGGGAUGCGGAUUCAGGUCUCGGUAGAACAGAGAUAUCUGAUCCAGACUUGGAGGACACUGCCACGUCAGCACCACCACCCCCUUCAAGGCGAGCUAGUAAUGAAUUCCAAGCUGAAGCACAGUUUGCAGGCAACGCUACAAUGGCUGCUGCUGGCCCUGCAAUCGACACAGCUGCAGCUGCCUCUGGUGUGGCGCUGGUAGCUCAACAGGAAAGUCCAGCCAGUGUGAUCGGGUCAGGGCCACACUUCUCCCCGUUCUCCCACGAGCAACCAACUGCUGGGGGGUGCUCUCAUCCAUCUUAUUGCGCAAGGCCUCCUGUUCACAACGCUUGUACUCAAUCUGGAGGCAUGGUGGUGGUGGAAACGUUAAGACUGGGUGAGGUGGGGCACCCAUCCUCAAAGCUGCAGACAGCCGGUGCUGUACAGCCUGGUCCUUCAAUAGCGUCAAUGCAGGAGAUUGAAGGCCAAGGAGAAGUCUCCUGGCAGAUGCUUCCUCCCCCAGUUGUGAAUAGCACUCCCGUGUUUAGACUAUCUGAUUGUUGUGAAGGGAAGAUGGACAGCUUUGAGGUUAGAGAAAAAAGAAGUGAGGAAGAAUCCAUAGAUGUAGCGUAUUCUACAGGAAGUCCUGUUAGGUUGUAGCUUGGUGUAAGUUAUGUAUUCUCUUAGGCUAGCAGGGCAUGGAGAUGAUGUGAGGAAAAGAGCAUGUAGUAAUAGAAUUUGGAGAAAUUG
Closterium sp. NIES-67 is the source of this 4402-nucleotide messenger RNA. NCBI's taxonomy places the organism in Eukaryota, Viridiplantae, Streptophyta, Zygnematophyceae, Desmidiales, Closteriaceae. The record is from the annotation of a GenBank genome assembly.